Drosophila innubila is the source of this 2118-nucleotide messenger RNA. It is a transcript of the gene Stim, whose product is annotated as stromal interaction molecule homolog. Gene Ontology annotation, molecular function: calcium ion binding; protein binding; calcium channel regulator activity. The coding region runs from base 159 to 1877 and encodes 572 amino acids. NCBI's taxonomy places the organism in Eukaryota, Metazoa, Arthropoda, Insecta, Diptera, Drosophilidae. Gene Ontology annotation, biological process: store-operated calcium entry; activation of store-operated calcium channel activity; intracellular calcium ion homeostasis. Gene Ontology annotation, cellular component: plasma membrane; endoplasmic reticulum. The record is from RefSeq and is a predicted model, not a curated record. The transcript has 8 exons.
CGUUUUAUGAAUAAUUAUGUUACACAGCAGUUGCUAACAACAUAUAAGAGGUAAAAACAAAAUAAAUGUUAAAGUAAAUGACUCCACAAUUUUUAAUUUAAAGUUAUUGUGUUAUAUAUAUUUUUUGACAACUUAAAAGUCAAAGUACGAGGUGCAAAAUGCUCUCAAUUUGGAAGAACUCAGUGCUAAUUUUUUUAUACUGCAUAUCCGAAUUCACUUGCCUUGUGACCAUUGGCAGUGCAACUGGAACUACUCCAGAAACCGAAAUAAGCUUAAAUCGUCAUAACAUACAUCAUCCACAACAGAAAAAUAUAAAUGGAGAACCACUGAGUGUGCAUUCAAAAAUUUCUACGUCUCCAGAGGAUACUUCUACCGCAACUUUGGAGGCAUUACACUUACCCUCGACACAACCGUUUACUGUCAGUGGUGAAAAUUCUCUUCACCAUAAAAGCUCGUACAACCUUCUAAGCGAAGCUAUGUCCCAGGCGGUCAGCAACGAAUUCAGUUCUAUGAACAUCGGUUCACCUGAUGCCACUUGUAAUGCUGACGAUUUUGAUUGCUACAAUGGAAAUGUGCAGGAUCGGCUAGGAAUGGAAGCCAUCGCCAGUUUGCACCGCCAGUUAGAUGACGACGACAAUGGAAAUAUUGAUCUGAGCGAAUCGGACGACUUUCUUCGCGAAGAACUGAAGUACGAUUCUGGCUAUGAAAAACGUCAAAAGGCAUUUCAUUUUAAUGAUGAUAUGCAUAUUUCGGUCAAAGAGUUAUGGAAUGCUUGGUUACGUUCAGAGGUUCACAAUUGGACUAUUGAGCAAACUACUGACUGGUUGUCCCAGUCAGUUCAACUUCCGCAGUAUGUUGACCUUUUUAAAUUACACAAGGUUACAGGUGCUGCUUUACCCAGAUUAGCCGUAAAUAAUCUGCAUUAUGUAAGUAAUGUGCUUGGUAUAAAAGACCCAAUACAUAAACAGAAGAUAUCACUAAAAGCAAUGGAUGUGGUGUUAUUUGGGCCGCCUCGGGAAACAGGCACACGAUGGAAAGAUUACAUUCUUGUCACACUUCUAUUGAGUGCGAUUAUAGGUUGUUGGUAUGCUUACCAACAAAACAAGAAUGCUAAGCGGCACUUAAGGCGCAUGGCACAAGAUAUGGAAGGAUUACAACGGGCUGAGCAAAGUCUACAGGAGAUGCAAAAGGAAUUAGAGUUGGCUCGCAUGGAACAGGAAAACGUUGCAACAGAAAAAAUGGACCUAGAACGACGCUUAAAAGAAGUUCCUUCAAUAAGUUCGGCUAGCUCAGAUCUGGAGGUACAACAGUUAAAAAAAGAAAUCGAAAUACUCCGCAAUGAACUGACGCGUGCUGAGUUUGAGCUGGUAGACAAUUGUUGGGCGCCUCCUCAACAGUUACAGUCAUGGUUACAAUAUACAUAUGAGCUAGAAAGUAAAAAUCAUCAAAAAAAACGAGUGUCUGCUGAAAGACAACUGCAAACAGCUCGAGAAGCAUGUGAAAAACUUCGCAAAAAGCGAUCUAGCUUGGUGGGCGCUUUUGUUUCCACCCACGGUAAGAGCAUUGAUGAUGUUGACCGCUCAAUUGUUGAAGCACGCAACGCACUUGGGGAAGUAACUAACGAAUUACAAGAAAGACUUCAUCGUUGGAAACAAAUAGAAACGUGUUUGGGAUUGAACAUUGUUAAUAAUAAUGGACUAUCUUACUUGGAGAAUGUACUCUAUAAUCGUAAUGGUGGUAUUUCCAGUAGCUCUGGUGGCGUUAGUUCUACGAAAGGUUCUAGAGCUCGGAUUACUAGUAGCACUGAUGAUCUGGACGAUGAAUCUGUACAAGACAAGGAAGGACCCAUCUAUGUGGCUGACCUCAUAAGUUAUUGAGCAACGGACAUAUGUUUAAAUAGUAACGUUCGAUUUAUAUAUACUGAAAAUCAUGCAAAUUAUCAGACAUUGUGUGUUAUUUUUAUGAUCAUGAUCUUAUCACCAGCAAGAAAAAUGUCACUGAAUUUUUGAUGAUGCGUAUAAAAUAUUAAUGACAUACAUAGAACACUUUAAGCUUGGCCUGUAUAGUUGUGUUAAGUUGUAUUCCAGUAUUUACAAAAAAACCUAAAGUUAAACUACA